Molecule: messenger RNA, 2547 nt
Organism: Chenopodium quinoa (quinoa)
Lineage: Eukaryota; Viridiplantae; Streptophyta; Magnoliopsida; Caryophyllales; Amaranthaceae
Product: trifunctional UDP-glucose 4,6-dehydratase/UDP-4-keto-6-deoxy-D-glucose 3,5-epimerase/UDP-4-keto-L-rhamnose-reductase RHM1-like
Exons: 3
Coding region: 167-2191 (674 amino acids)
Biological process (GO): auxin export across the plasma membrane; flavonol biosynthetic process; UDP-rhamnose biosynthetic process
Molecular function (GO): dTDP-glucose 4,6-dehydratase activity; UDP-glucose 4,6-dehydratase activity; UDP-L-rhamnose synthase activity
Source: RefSeq, a predicted model, not a curated record
AUCACGCAGCCGGUAGGCAAUACACACAGAAAAUACAGGGGAAAAAAAAACGUACGUUUUCUCUUUAUUGUGUUCUUGAAUCUAGUAUGCUCUGAAAUUCUCCAUUGAAGUGGCUUUUCAGCUUUCUCUCCUCCAUUGAAGCAGCUUCUAAGAAGGUGGUGCAAUCAUGUCUUCAUACACCCCAAAGAAUAUUCUUAUUACUGGUGCUGCUGGAUUCAUUGCGUGUCAUGUGGCAAACCGACUCAUUAGGAGUUACCCUGAUUACAAGAUUGUCGUUCUUGACAAGCUUGAUUACUGCUCAAACCUUAAAAAUUUACGUCCUUCUCAAUCAUCCCCUAAUUUUAAGUUUGUCAAAGGGGACAUUGCUAGUGCCGACCUUGUAAACUACCUUCUCAUCACCGAGUCCAUUGAUACUAUUAUGCACUUUGCUGCACAAACCCAUGUUGACAAUUCUUUUGGUAAUAGCUUUGAGUUCACCAAGAACAACAUUUAUGGGACCCAUGUCCUCCUAGAAGCCUGUAAGGUCACCGGGCAAAUUAGGAGAUUCAUCCAUGUUAGUACUGAUGAGGUUUACGGGGAGACAGAUGAGGAUGCUGUUGUGGGUAAUCAUGAAGCUUCUCAGCUUCUUCCAACAAAUCCAUACUCUGCUACAAAAGCUGGUGCUGAGAUGCUUGUCAUGGCUUAUGGCAGAUCAUAUGGUUUGCCAGUUAUUACUACCCGUGGAAACAAUGUGUAUGGCCCUAACCAGUUUCCUGAGAAAUUGAUCCCAAAGUUCAUUCUUUUGGCCAUGAGAGGGAAGCCUCUUCCAAUUCACGGAGAUGGAUCUAAUGUGAGAAGCUAUCUCUACUGUGAGGAUGUUGCAGAGGCCUUUGAGGUCAUUCUCCACAGGGGAGAGGUUGGCCACGUGUACAACAUUGGAACCAAAAAGGAGAGGAGAGUCAUUGAUGUGGCCACAGAUGUAUGCAAACUGUUCUCGAUGGAUCCAGAUGCAAGCAUCAAGUUUGUUGAGAACAGGCCGUUUAAUGACCAGAGGUACUUCCUUGAUGAUGAGAAAUUGAAGAUCUUAGGGUGGUCAGAGCGCACCACUUGGGAGGAGGGUUUGAGGAAGACAAUGGAGUGGUAUACCAGUAACCCCGAUUGGUGGGGUGAUGUCUCAGGAGCAUUGCUUCCUCACCCAAGGAUGCUGAUGAUGCCUGGUGGGAUCGAGAGGCAUUUUGAAGAAGCAGACAAUGAGAAUGCUGCUUCUUCUGAAUUUUCCAACACCCAGUCUAAAAUGGUGGUACCCCCUACCAAAAGUGUCAGUUCUCCUCGUAAGCCAUCUUUCAAGUUCCUGAUCUAUGGUAGAACUGGGUGGAUUGGUGGUCUUCUUGGCCAGUUGUGUGAGAAGCAAGGUAUUACAUUUGAGUAUGGAAAGGGCCGUUUGGAGAACCGAGCAUCACUUAUUGCUGAUAUCCAGAAUGUCAAGCCUACUCAUGUCUUUAAUGCUGCUGGUGUGACUGGUAGGCCGAACGUUGACUGGUGUGAAUCUCACAAAGCAGAGACAAUUCGCGCCAAUGUUGCUGGUACUUUGACUUUGGCUGAUGUCUGCAGAGAGCAUGGGCUUUUGAUGAUGAAUUUUGCUACUGGUUGCAUCUUUGAGUAUGAUGCUGCACAUCCUUUGGGUUCUGGGAUUGGCUUCAAGGAAGAGGAUACACCAAACUUCACUGGUUCUUUCUACUCAAAGACCAAGGCUAUGGUGGAGGAGCUUUUGAAAGAGUUUGAUAAUGUGUGCACCCUUAGGGUCCGAAUGCCCAUUUCUUCUGACCUCAACAACCCACGAAACUUCAUCACAAAGAUCUCUCGCUACAGUAAGGUGGUUGACAUUCCCAACAGCAUGACUGUUUUGGACGAGCUUCUACCCAUUUCCAUUGAGAUGGCAAAGAGGAAUCUCAAGGGCAUCUACAACUUCACAAACCCAGGGGUGGUUAGCCACAAUGAGAUUCUCGAGAUGUACAAGAAUUACAUGGACCCAGAAUUCAAGUGGGCGAAUUUCACACUUGAAGAGCAAGCCAAGGUUAUUGUUGCUCCAAGAAGCAAUAAUGAGAUGGACGCCUCCAAAUUGAAAAAGGAAUUCCCUGAAUUGCUGCAUAUUAAGGACUCACUAAUCAAGUAUGUUUUCGAGCCAAACAAGAAGACAAACUAUUCUGCUUGAGCGAACUUUUCUGCAGAAUUAAGAGAUGCUGUAGUAAGCAGGAUUGCAAUUUUUUUCCAGUAGGCAUUGCGGUUGCAUAGCGUUACUCCAUUGGGUCUUGGGCAAAACAUUCAUUUAUUUUAGCUUCAUAUUGUGCUGUUUUUAUAUACCUAGAUUGCCUGUUCUUAGAGUUAUUAGGUUAUUACAUUUCCAUCUUUUACCUUUUUUAUGUCUUCUGUUUAAACGUGAUUACACUUCCUCUUCCCAUUCCAGGGAAUUUGAAAAGAGAUAGUAGCUUGUUACAUAUAACAGUUCUGUUAUUUGCUCACCCAUUUGUAAUUUUCAUAUUAUUUAUUUAUUGUCAAAUUGUUUUUAAA